This is a messenger RNA of Camelina sativa (false flax), 1667 nucleotides long. NCBI's taxonomy places the organism in Eukaryota, Viridiplantae, Streptophyta, Magnoliopsida, Brassicales, Brassicaceae. The record is from RefSeq and is a predicted model, not a curated record.
AGAAAAAAAGAGGGAGAAGAACAAAACAUGAAAUUUGAGCUUGUCUUCAUCCCCUAUCCUGGAAUUGGUCAUCUUGGAGCAACUGUGGAGAUGGCGAAGCUACUAGUUGACCGUGAAACCCACCUUUCUAUCUCCGUAUUCAUCCUUCCUUUCAUUUCCGGGGGCGAAGUCGGUGCUUCCGAUUACGUUGCAGCACUCUCCGCCGCAUCCAACAACCGCCUCCGCUACGAAGUCAUCUCCGCAGGAGAUGAACUAACCUCCGAGCUGACGAGUAAUUAUGUCCAUGUCGAGAAGCAAGUGCCAAAGGUUAAACGCGCCGUCACAAAACUUGUCAACGAGUACUCGACGCUACCGGACUCCCCGAGGAUUGUGGGGUUCGUCCUAGACGUGUUUUGCACCUCAAUGAUAGAUGUGGCUAACGAGUUUGGUUUUCCGAGUUAUAUGUUUUACAUAUCCAGUGCAGGGAUACUCGCACUUGGAUAUCAUAUUCAGAUGUUGUACGAUGAGAACAAAUACGAUGUGAUUGAAAGUGAUUAUUUAGACUCGGAAGCUGUGUUGAACGUUCCGAGUUUGAGUCGUCCUUAUCCGGUGAUGUGUCUUCCUCAUGCUCUUGCAUCUAAAGUGUGGCUCCCCUUGUAUGUAUACCAAGCGAGAAAAUUUAGAGAGCUGAAGGGUAUUUUGAUUAAUACUGUUGCUGAGCUUGAACCUUAUGUGUUGAAGUCUCUUUCGAGUGGUGAUAGUGAUACUCCUCCUGUUUAUCCUGUUGGACCAUUGUUGCAUCUGGAGAACCAUGCUGAUGGUUCCAAGGACAAGAAACAAUCGGAUAUUUUACGGUGGUUAGACAAGCAACCACCUAGUUCGGUUGUGUUCCUCUGCUUUGGGAGCAUGGGAGGCUUAAGUGAGGAACAAGUAAGAGAAAUCGCAAUCGCCCUAGAGAGAAGUGGCCACCGGUUUAUCUGGUCUCUCCGUCGUGAAUCUACUAAUAUAUUUAAAGAACCUCCUAGGGAGUUUACGAAUCUAGAAGAAGUUCUUCCGAAAGGAUUCUUUGAUCGGACGAAAGAUCUAGGAAAAGUGAUCGGAUGGGCUCCUCAAGUGGUCGUGCUUGCGAAUCCGGCUAUUGGAGGAUUCAUCACUCAUUGUGGGUGGAAUUCGACGCUAGAGAGCCUUUGGUUCGGUGUUCCAACGGCUGCAUGGCCAUUAUAUGCAGAGCAGAAGUUUACUUUUGUGAUGGUGGAGGAGCUUGGAUUGGCCGUGGAGAUAAGGAAAUACUGGCGAGGCAAUCAUUUAUCGGGGCCGGCAACGAUUACGGUGGAAGCGGAGGAGAUAGAGAUAGCAAUCAAGUGUCUGAUGGAGCAGGAUAGUAAGGUGAGGAAGAGAGUGAAAGAGAUAAGUGAGAAAUGCCAUAUGGCUUUAACGGAUGGUGGAUCGUCUCAAACUGCAUUGCAAACGUUUAUUCAAGACGUUAUGAAGAACAUUUGAGGUUGUUAAACGUUGAGCUAUAGAACUUGUUAAGGUUGAGGUGCAAGAUGCUGAGAGUGAGGGCAGUCCAAGCCGGUUAACCACAGCCGGAAAACAAUUUGGAUUAAUUUCUCCAAUGAUUUGAGCUGUGAUGCUUGUAAGAUAGCAAUUGAUUUAGAGGACAAUUUGGAUUUCUCUAAUGAUUAGAC